Molecule: messenger RNA, 2798 nt
Organism: Pleuronectes platessa (European plaice)
Lineage: Eukaryota; Metazoa; Chordata; Actinopteri; Pleuronectiformes; Pleuronectidae
Gene: prss35
Product: serine protease 35
Exons: 2
Coding region: 247-1518 (423 amino acids)
Biological process (GO): proteolysis
Molecular function (GO): serine-type endopeptidase activity
Source: RefSeq, a predicted model, not a curated record
CUCAGCAUCAAGUGCAGCCUGAGCGCAGCGUCCCGGCUGAGACUUUCUCUCUCUCUGCCUCUUUGAAGAAGUCAUGAGGAGAAGGGAGCGCUGCUGAUGCCAGGACGUCUGGGAUGCUCUAACACCGCACUGUGUUUUCUACUGGGAUCAUAUUUGUGUGUGUCUUAGGGAAACAAAACAAACGAUACACUGCGGAUUUGACUUAUCCAUCAAUCGGAUGCAAGCAGAGCCAGGGCCAACUUAACAAUGGGCCCCAUUCCCCUGUGUGUCCUGCUACCGGUUGUACUGGCUGUGACGUUGGCUGCAGCUGCUGAGGAGAACGCAGUCGAUGAUGAGUAUACCUGGCCACAUUGGAAGGUGCCUCUGGUAAGAAAAAGACGUACUGUGCAUCUCAGCAGCCCCGACUUCUCAGCCAAUCCCCAACCGGAGUUAAGUGGGACCUGUGGGAUCGAGUGUCAGCGUCGCCUCCCUACACCGUCUCUGCAAGACCUGGAGCAGUUCCUGUCCUAUGAGACGGUCUACGAAAAUGGUACACGCACGUUUACCUCAGUCUCUGUGCAAGGUGUCAAUGAGGUGACAGCCUUGUCCAAAAAUUCCUCAACUGGCUCACGCCAUAAACGGGAGGUUUACGGCACAGACAGCCGCUUUACUAUCUCUGAUAAGCAGUUCUCUACCAAAUAUCCCUUCUCCACCUCUGUGAAGCUCUCCACAGGAUGUUCUGGGGUUCUGGUGUCACCGAAACAUGUACUGACGGCUGCCCACUGCAUUCAUGAUGGGAAGGAUUACCUAAGCGGAGUGCAGAAGCUACGUGUUGGUAUUCUGAAGGAGAAGUCCAGACGAGGGAAAGGAGGCAAAGGGAAAGGAGGGCGAGGAAAGGGAAAAAGGAGAAAGGGAGACAAAGAUAAAGAAGAUGUCGAAGAACAGGAAAAGAGCGUUGGGAAAGGGGAUCAUAAAGGGAAGGGGAAAGGUAGGAAGAGCCGGAGUCGGCGAAGUGCAGAAUCAGAGAAACCUUCUUUCAGGUGGACCAGGGUCAAGCAGACCCAGAUUCCAAAGGGCUGGUUCAAAGGUGUGUCUGAUGGACUGGCUGCAGAUUAUGACUACGCUGUUCUUGAGCUGAAGAAAGCCCCAAAAGUCAAGUACAUGGAUAUUGGCGUUAUCCCCUCAGUUAAGAAGCUCCCCGCUGGGAGGAUCCACUUCUCUGGCUUUGAUGAUGACCGGCCUGGCAACCUGGUCUACCGGUUCUGCUCAGUGUCUGAGGAGUCCAAUGAUUUACUUUAUCAGCACUGUGAUGCCAAACCUGGCUCCAGUGGCUCAGGAGUCUACAUCCGCCUGAAGGAGCCCGGCAAGAAAAAGUGGACGAGGAAGAUCAUUGGGGUUUUCUCCGGUCACCAGUGGGUGGACGUAAGCGGAAACGGGAUGCAACAGGAUUACAACGUGGCAGUGAGGAUAACACCCGUCAAAUAUGCUCAGAUCUGCUACUGGGUCCACGGGGACUCAAGUGAGUGCCAGGGGGCCUAAGACAACACAGGAUCCCCCCUCAACCACCUCCCCACUACAUACCCUCAGACUACCUAAGAGACAUUUGACCUUUUCUAAGCCCCCCCACCUCCUUUACAAAACAGGGGCCCAAUGACUGCCUCUUCUCUUCCUGCCUCCCUGUUUCCUCCUGUGCCCCUCAACAACACCUCCUCCACUGACACACACACACACACACACACACACACACACACACACACACACACACAAACAAACACUCUAACACACACACAAACACACACACCCAUGCAAACUCCUAAAAUUAAACUGCCUCUUUAACUUUUCUUAUUUAUUUGCUAAAUAAACAACAGAGAAAAAUAUGUAUUGUAUGUAUUUACAGGUUGAUCGGAUCGGCAGUUUUGCUUUGUUUUUGUUUCUUUUUAAAAAGGAUUUGCCUAUUUCACAUAUAAGUCUGGGAAGCAUGUUUUUUCAAUUGUUUGUGAGUGAAGCCAAGUCACAUUCAUGGUAUAUUCCGCCUGUGAUUUGUAUGGAGAUCAAUAGUUCUAUACCACUGUUAAGGAGUUUGCAUGCAUUUGCUUUGACAAAAGACCCAGGAAAAAUUAAUGUUAACUUUUUUUUUUACAAAUGAACUAUAUAGAAAUAUUGAGAUUUUUUUUUUUUUUUAAAGAAAUUAAUGUAAUGAGCUGGUGUUUUGCAUUGUGUAUAUGUAGACGUUUUUUUACAGCUAUCAUUUUAAAUAAGACAAUUUUUAUUUUCUGCCACAAUAGAGCAAGGUUUCUUAUGAUCAUGGAUAGAAGAUUUUUUUUUUCAGAUUUGUGAGUCUCCCAUCAUAUUUUCUCCGUUCUUGCAGUGCAGUGAAAUGUGGUUUCAUUGUUGUGCACAUAAUUAUAUCGGUGCUUAUCCAGGAGAUGUGGUGCUAAUUUAUGGAACUUUAAACUUUUGUGUGUUUCUUUCUAUUCGAAUGGGGUGGCGGGGGCUUCUCAGAAUAUAUUUUGAUAGCCUAGUACUGUAACUAUGUAUUUAAUUUGAGGCUACAUAUUUGCGUUACGUUCGGAUGGGACUGAACCAUUAAACACAUUAUUUGAGCUGUUUAGAUUCCUGUGAUACUAAGGGCUAAAUACAAUUACAAGAGUAAUAUUGUUAUAAAAUAACAAAUCUCCAUCCAGGAUGUGAUGUUUUUCAUGUAGUUUAUGUUCUAAAAAUUCAUAUGAGAAUCUUUUUGAAAACCAAAUACCUGAAAUUGAUCUGAAAUUAAUGAUGCAGUUUGAAGACUACCACCCAUUAAACUAAGCUUAAUACUU